AUUUAAGCAAUCCUACGUGUAUAACAAAUAAAAUGAAAGAGAUGAGAAUUAGCAUUUUGGCUCUGCUGGCUUUGUUCCUCCUUGAGGCGGUGUUAGCCAAUGAAGUAUUUGAUGUCCCCAUGAAUGAAACGAUUGGGGUUGAAAGUAUAAAUGCAUCUGUAGGGGGAUACCCACGAUGCGGAGCGCAAGGUGAUGGCGGAAACUGUCCUAGUGGAAUGUGUUGUAGUGUAUGGGGUUGGUGUGGAAAGACAUAUGGGUAUUGUGCUCCUCAAAACUGUCAGAAACAAUGUCCAGCCCCGUACCCAGAGGGACGUUGCGGCUGGCAAGCUGAUGGUAAAUCAUGUCCUAAUGGAAAGUGUUGUAGUUAUGGUGGUUGGUGUGGGACCACAUCAGAUUAUUGUGCUCGUCAAAACUGUCAAAAACAAUGUAUAUUACCGUCACCUCCUCCUCCACCACCACCUCCACCCGGAUUUCCACGACCAGAAUGUGGACUGCAAAAGAAUGGUGAGAGAUGUACUAAACCCGGAGAGUGUUGUAGUAUAUGGGGUUUGUGUGGAGCCACAUACAAGUAUUGUGAUCCUCAACAUUGUCAGAAACAAUGUUCAGCUCCAUUCCCACCAGGACGGUGCGGAUGGCAAGCUGAUGGUAGACCAUGUCCUACUGGACAAUGUUGUAGUUUCUCUGGUUGGUGUGGGACCACAUCAGCUCAUUGCACUUACCCACAAUGUGUGAGCCAAUGCAACGAUCCUCGUUUCCCCUCAUCCCUCAACAAUCGUAUUCAAAGUUUCAUGCUCUAGAGGAUCCUCUUUUGGAACUCGACAAGUGUGUGUAAUAAUAAUGCAUGAAGAACAUAAUAAUAGUAAAUAAAGACCUUUUGUCUACAACCAUAUUUUAAUUACAACAACUAUUUAGAUUUCA
Solanum lycopersicum (tomato) is the source of this 918-nucleotide messenger RNA. Its product is annotated as chitin-binding lectin 1. Gene Ontology annotation, molecular function: chitin binding. The record is from RefSeq and is a predicted model, not a curated record. NCBI's taxonomy places the organism in Eukaryota, Viridiplantae, Streptophyta, Magnoliopsida, Solanales, Solanaceae.